AUGUCCAAGACUGCGCUGAUGCCCUUCAUGUGCUAUCGCCAUCCCAACGGCAGGGCCAGUGUCCUUCGAUUCAGCGACGUCCUGUGCUGGGAGAGCAGCGACCACACCCUUAUGGUGGUUUUCGGAAUCUUCAUGACGGCCAGCAUGGCGUUGUAUUGGUCCAUUCUUGUCUGCUGUACCCUUCUGGCGCCGCGACUUUCGAGCCAGGGCAACGUGUUCUUUUUGACCGCAACCCGCUUCCUGUUCUUCCGUUUCCGCACGGAUUGCUGGUGGUAUGGCACCUGGUUCAUCAUGCGCGGCCCCCUUCUGUCGCUGCCCGUGGCCAUCUUCACGGACCUGCCGCAGGUACAGCUUUUCUGCAUGACCGCCGUCAUCGAGACGUACAUGGUGAUCCAGCUGGUCGUGUGGCCGUGGAAAACGCCAUUAAUCAACCUGGCAGACGGCUCGAUGAACAUGAUGAUGAUCCUACUCUUGUCCCUGGGCACAACCUUCCUAGAUGCGUUGGAGGGCGACGCGCGCAUGACCUACUCCAGGAUAGCUGUUGGCAUCCUGGGGGUUCUCUACUUUGUGGCCUUCCUGCUGCUCUGUGCGGCACUGUACGCCUUGUGCCACAAGGUGUCCAUGGGCAGCUCGGAGGAGCAUUGGGUGCUGACCCUGGGAAGGCCGCCCAGUACCACGCAGCUUUGCGAAGCUUUCGAGGCACUUCAGAUCGCAUACCAGACGGUAGACUCCGCGGUAAUCGAGAAGGCAAUCGACGAUCUCAGCGUUUACGACAGGCGGAUGUUGGCCGCAGUCCUUACGACUGUUGCGCCGAUGUUGGGCAACGACCGCAGAAUGAAGCUGGCGCGACGCUUGUCUGUCACCACAACGUCGCUGGCAUCCAUGUCGGUCAGGUCGCAGGGCGCAGCAGAGGCAGAGCGCGCGAGCUCUCCGCAACCUCAAAAGGUGGAGAGCACGGAGGUGCCACCCUCCGCGCACAUUCGGCGCGAAGUGGCGCAGUCGGCGUACAUCUGA
This is a messenger RNA of Symbiodinium natans, 1014 nucleotides long. The record is from the annotation of a GenBank genome assembly. NCBI's taxonomy places the organism in Eukaryota, Dinophyceae, Suessiales, Symbiodiniaceae.